ACAACCUACUCGACCAGACGCCCCCCUGACGUGAAAUGCCUCGCCCUAGAAGACCUGGAGCGCCAGAACCGAAGCGUCGAAGCCGUAAAGGAUGUUGGUAGGCCAUGCAAAGCACGGAAGGUGAAAUGUGGCGAGGAAAAACCAUCAUGUCUUAAUUGCCAACGUCAAGGCGAGCGCUGUGACUACAGCGUUCGUUUGAAUUGGGGAGGCCGGACAAAACGCAUGGCAACUGACUCGCCAAAUUCGUCACUCAAUCGGUGUGGGGAAAGUGUAAUUGGUUUUUCGGACUCAUUUGCUAUAAAUCAAAUGAGCCCGAUAUCAUUUCCUACCCCAACAAGUAAUAACCCCGGAGAUGGAUUUGCAAACGCCCAUUUUGGGGACUUGACUACGCCGGAGGGAAUAUCGCCCAAUACACCAGCACCAGUGGGUAUUUUCGACUCCCCAAGACUCGGUUCCGGAUCUGAAGGAGUGACAUCACCGGGUCAACUAGAGCCUCAGUUCAAUUCUUCCUGGGCAGAACAAUCUCCGCCGUUGACGACAUCAGUAUCUUCAGAGCCUUUGCCACGAUAUCAACUUCGACAGCAGAGUCUUGAUAGUCCAUCCUAUCUGGCCUCUAUAGAUCAGACAUCCGAUCUCAGAGAACUUUCUGUAUUCGCAUUCCACGCCAAUCCUGUGUCACACGCAGUUUCAUUCCUGCGUCACUCUGUGGACACAUCCGAACGCCACUUGGAGCCAUCGAAUUUUCAAUCUCUUGAUGAAAGGCAUGUUGGGCUACAUAAUGAACAUGGCAUACCUACUGGCGUUAGAUCUGGAAGAGGACAAGAGGGAUCUUCAAAUAGCCCCCAGGAUAUGAGCGGUCUGUCCUCCAUGCUGUUCAAUUCACCCAAAGGGUCAAAUGGAAAGUCCUCCUCGGAGGCCUGCAAGAUACCUAACAUCAUGGAGUCCGUCCAUGAUUAUCUCGAUGAAACCAACUCGAAUCAUCAAUUGUUGGCAGAAAGCAACCAUGAAACCGAUCAAACACCCCACGAGUCUUUAAUUGCACAAAGCAAAUGGCAGACAUAUCUGAACAAUGUGACCGACAAUUAUGGACUAGACUCUGGGCGCCCUGAUCAAGAUCUGACUUUCAAUAACGACCAUGCAGCCAUAGACAUCAACUAUGCCUUGGAUUUGAUAAGCUCUCGAUGGCGAACCCAGGAGAACUCGGACUCGCCAGCAUCCCAGCCUGUCUCAGAACCACAAGCUCAGUUUUGCAGUGGUUACUAUGCUUCCCCAGUACCCAUCAAUGUUCCGAGGUAUUUGUCUCCGCUUCCAUCAUCAUUGUUGGGGAACCCCAUCAACUUGAUGUACUUCCAUCAUUUUCUCAACCACACCGCUCGAAUGCUCGUUCCUCACGACUGCGAUAACAAUGCGUUUAUCUCAGUUCUACCAUCCAUGGCAAUCGGCGAUGCGAAUCUUCUUAAUUUGCUACUCGCAUAUUCUGCCAGUCACCGCGCUCGAUACUUAGGCCAUCCCGAGCCCGCGAAUCGAAUCGCUCAUUGGGUUAGCCAGGUUUUUCCAACAUUGCGCAUGGCGUUGGAGUCAUCUCAUGAGAAUAUCACUGAUAGUCACCUCGCCACGGCCAUUAUGCUGCUGUCAUUGAAGAUUGUUUCUCCGGGGACAUUCGAAGCGCCGAUUUCUUGGAAGAGCCACCUCAAGCUUGCGCGCGAUUUGUUCCUGGCACGCAGCGAGAGCAUGGCACGGCCUGGUAAUAGGAUCGGAGCAUUCUUCUGUCGUUGGCUGAGUUAUCUUGACACGAUGGGAUCCUUGUCAUGUCGAGAUGCUGGUCCUCCAUUGAUGAUAUACAACUCUAUCUUGACAGCCUGCUCCUCGCCUGAGGGCCUUGACGAGUUUGCUGUUGACUGUUUCACGGGGUUCACGCCCCGCACUGGGGUGUUCCUAAUUCGUCUCGCACAGUUGGUCCAGAAAUGCGACAGUCAAAGAUUCGACGAGAUGGGUGAGUUCCGACGUGAUUGGCAUGCAUCUGCAGACAUGGUCAUGGAAGCACAAUCGGUGCUAGGUGAUAUCGACGGGAUUAGCGAUCGUGCUCAUGCAAUCCCAGCACAUCAUGAGGGUGUUGAGUCCUCGGACAUGAUUGCCAUUGAGGAAGCCUUCCGGUUUGCCGGUCUGUUGCAUCUUCAUAGGCGCGUCUUUGGCUCUACACCUGACUCCUUCCCGGUCAAAGAGGCAUUGCGCAAGCUCAUUGACGCCCUAGCGCGCAUGCGACCUGGUGCAGCUACUGAGGUCUGCUCUCUGUUCCCAUUAUUCACAGCCGGUUGUGAAUCCGGAGACUCCGCUCAAAGGGCUAAGCUUUUGGAUCGAUUCUUUGUGUUGGAAAGCUCGGGCAUGAAACAGAUCCAAAAUGCACGCCAGCUCAUGCAACAAUGCUGGGAUAGAAAUUUGCCUUGGAUUGCUCUAGCUGGAGGUCAGUUUUUGGGUUAG
This is a messenger RNA of Penicillium paradoxum, 2478 nucleotides long. RefSeq names its product Zn(II)2Cys6 transcription factor. The transcript has 5 exons. Gene Ontology annotation, biological process: positive regulation of transcription by RNA polymerase II. NCBI's taxonomy places the organism in Eukaryota, Fungi, Ascomycota, Eurotiomycetes, Eurotiales, Aspergillaceae. Gene Ontology annotation, cellular component: nucleus. Gene Ontology annotation, molecular function: zinc ion binding; DNA-binding transcription factor activity, RNA polymerase II-specific; transcription cis-regulatory region binding. The record is from RefSeq and is a predicted model, not a curated record. The annotation marks the transcript as partial.